This is a messenger RNA of Nylanderia fulva, 2272 nucleotides long. It is a transcript of the gene slif, whose product is annotated as cationic amino acid transporter slimfast. Gene Ontology annotation, molecular function: L-lysine transmembrane transporter activity; L-ornithine transmembrane transporter activity; L-arginine transmembrane transporter activity. Gene Ontology annotation, cellular component: plasma membrane. The record is from RefSeq and is a predicted model, not a curated record. Gene Ontology annotation, biological process: L-ornithine transmembrane transport; L-arginine import across plasma membrane. NCBI's taxonomy places the organism in Eukaryota, Metazoa, Arthropoda, Insecta, Hymenoptera, Formicidae.
AUAGCAUAAAGUAACGAUGUGUUUUAAAAAAGAAACAUUCGUAUAUGCGAGUAACUAUCAUCGGAUCAUCAUUUCGAUACGAUAUGAAUCGAUUGUGGAGAACAUUGACGCGAAAACGCGUAGAAAAGGAGAACGACGAGGCAAAAGAUGAACAAUUGGCACGGGUCCUUGGCCUAUUCGAUUUGACUGCACUCGGCGUAGGCGCGACUCUUGGCUUAGGAGUUUACGUUCUUGCCGGAAGCGUGGCCAAAGACACUGCUGGACCUGCCGUUUGUAUCUCUUUCCUCAUAGCUGCCAUCGCGUCCGCUUUCGCAGGUAUGUGUUACGCGGAAUUUGCAUCCAGAGUACCAAAAGCCGGUUCAGCGUAUGUUUAUAGUUAUGUAACAGUAGGAGAGUUUAUCGCCUUUGUGAUAGGAUGGAAUUUAAUUCUAGAGUACGUAAUUGGUACAGCGAGCGCCGCUCGUGGACUUAGUAAUUAUAUCGACGCAUUAAUAGGAAAUGUUAUGGGUAACACUCUGCAUUCCUUUAUGCCUAUAGAUAUUUCCUUUCUGUCAGAGUAUCCUGAUUUUUUCGCAUUUGCGAUGGUUAUGCUACUAGUAAUACUGUUGUGCAUAGGAGUAAGGGAGUCGUCGAUCUUAAACAAUAUAUUUACCGUUGUAAACUUGAUAACGAUUGUGAUUGUUAUUAUCGCAGGAUCGAUAAAAGCGGAUUUGUCAAACUGGUCCAUCGCACCCGAGGAAAUUCCAACGUCCGUGAAAAACGGCGGAACCGGCGGAUUUAUGCCAUUCGGUGUCAGCGGAGUGAUGAUCGGAGCGGCCAAGUGCUUUUACGGAUUUGUUGGAUUCGACACCGUCGCUACCACCGGCGAAGAAGCAAAGAAUCCUCAGCGUCACAUUCCUCUAGCGAUCGUCCUAUCCUUAAUUAUCAUAUUCGUAGCGUAUUUUGGCAUCUCCACGGUCCUUACGAUGAUGCUGCCUUAUUACGCUCAAAACGCAGACGCGCCGUUUCCGCAUGCAUUCGACGAGAUCGGAUGGCCUGUCAUUAAAUGGAUCGUCAACAUCGGCGCGGUAUUCGCGCUAUGUACUAGUCUCUUGGGCGCAAUGUUUCCUUUACCGCGUGUAUUAUAUGCCAUGGCUAGUGACGGAGUAAUAUUCAAGACUCUCUCCAAAGUGCAUUCUAAAACUAUGACGCCUAUAUACGGCACGGUACUCUCUGGUUUACUUAUCGGUUUUAUGACACUUGUCUUCAAUUUGCAGCAAUUGAUCGACAUGAUGUCUAUCGGGACUUUACUAGCUUAUACAAUAGUAGCGAUAUGUGUCUUAAUAUUAAGAUAUCAAAAGGAUGAAAACUCUAGCAACGUUACUGCUAUACCGUUAAUGAACGAUUAUCCAUUUACAUCUGUAAAUAUAUUUAAGGAAUUAUUUAAUUUGCACAAUCAGAAAGAACCAACGGAGCUUUCUAGUAGAAUCGCAAAUAUCGGCAUCGCCUUACUUUGUAUCAUUAUAUGCAUCAUUACAUUUAUGAUUAAUAACAUGAGCACGCAUUUGCUCACAGGAAAUUUGGUAAUAUCUGUGAUACUAGUUGUAUUCGUGAUUGUUCUUUUCUUGAAUUUAGCCGCGGUUGGUAGGCAACCGGUACAAAAGACUGAAUUGUCUUUCAAGGUACCUCUCGUUCCACUUAUUCCUUGUCUCAGUAUUUUUAUAAAUGUAUAUUUAAUGUUUCAAUUAGACGUCUUUACAUGGAUCAGAUUUGGUACUUGGUUGCUGAUUGGAUUUUGUAUUUAUGGUUUUUACGGAAUUAACCACAGUGAGCAAGGGAAAAGAGAUAGGGCAGAAAGCAAAAAAUUACAGCAAAAGUAUGUCGAAAAGUUUAGAAUAGUGACAUCAUUUUGAUCAUCAAAUUUUUACACGCCCGCGUACACACACAUACACAUACACAUGUUUAAACCGUUCGUUUUAACCACUCAAAAACAGCAAGAAUAAUUAAAAAUAGUUUGACUAUUUCAGAUACAAAAAAUCUAACAUCAUUUUUAAUAUUUAAUUGAAAAAUAUUUUUUUUAAUGAUUUUCACAAUAUAUAAUUAUACAGAGUGGCCCCGAACGUUCCAGCCAGACUUUGAGAUUUUAUAGGAAAUUUAAUUCUGAACAAAAAAUUUCUUAUAAACAUGGGUCGAAAAAUGCUUCCUUAAGAAGUUAUCGCUCAAAAAUCUCUGAAAUCGUGAUUAUUUUACACAUUUUUCCAAAUAUCAUGAAAAAGAAAAUGUACGUCUUUUA